Danio rerio (zebrafish) is the source of this 652-nucleotide messenger RNA. The record is from RefSeq and is a predicted model, not a curated record. Lineage: Eukaryota; Metazoa; Chordata; Actinopteri; Cypriniformes; Danionidae.
CCGUCUGGUGUGUUAAAAGGUAUGGCGUGUAGCGUUUGCGCUUAAAACUGGACUCGGGCUAUCCGUCGUCAUCUGCCGUUGUUAAAGAUUAAAUUUACGAUAUACAGAGUUAUGUAAAUAGUUUACAGUCUAACAGAAAGAUACCGUUGCAACAUUAAGUAAUUAUGUUGCCUAAAAUAGAGUUUUGGGACUUCAAGUUGACGCUGUGACCGCUGAAGUUAAAAGGAACUCAGCAGGCUGUGGAUGUCAAGAUGGUGCAGCGCCUGACAUAUCGCCGUAGACUUUCCUACAACACUGCGUCAAACAAGACCAGGCUGUCCCGUACUCCAGGUAACCGCAUUGUGUACCUGUACACGAAGAAGACAGGCAAGUCACCUAAGUCAGCUUGCGGAAUUUGCCCCGGCAGACUGCGUGGAAUUCGUGCUGUGAGACCCCAAGUUCUUAUGAGGCUUUCAAAAACCAAGAAGCAUGUCAGCCGAGCCUAUGGUGGUUCCAUGUGUGCCAAAUGUGUACGAGACAGGAUCAAGCGGGCUUUCCUCAUUGAGGAACAGAAGAUAGUUGUCAAAGUCCUGAAGGCACAGGCACAGACCCAGAAGUCGAAGUAGUAGUACAGAAGUCAUUUUGCAUUGAAUAAAACAUUUGGAAACCUUUG